ACUCUGAAAUCACAGGAUGUCUAAUGUUUAUGUUAUCUUGGAGACUACUGAGUUUAUAGUCUUCCAGUUGAUCCUCUGCUGAGUAGUUUGACGAGAUCAGCCCUGUCAUGUGUGGUUUGCUGUGAUGUGUGAUGUUAGCCAUGAGGCCCUCAACUGUUCCUGGUGAAUUGUGUCUCCAACUUUGAAUCAUGCACUGAAAGCAGCCUUUCACGUGUACCAUGUCCACUGCUGUAGAUAUUCAGGACAUACUCCAGCAUGAAAGAAGGCAAAUGGGUUCCAAAUCAUAUUAUGAAUGCCCGCAGGAAAUACCAUCAGGGCAAGCAGAAGAAAAAAAAGAUAUAUUAAUGUAUUUCAAAAAGGUGGCAAGAACGCCAGUGGUAAGAAAACCAACUGAAAGUCAAUCAAAGUGCAACUCUUGUUGUAAAGAUGACAACGAAGUUAUUGUAAUAUCGCCAGAAAUUAAGACAAAUUCUGAUUCAAAUAGAAAUACUAAGUAUGUGAGUAAAGAUGGUCAAAAGACUAACUGUUUUUGGAAUAGUAGAUUUAUGAAUAAUUAUGUAAACCAAGAAGAAAGUUCUCCUGAUAUAGAAAUCUUAGUUACUAAUAAAAAGGAGAAGGUUAAUUUUGACAAAGAAUUAAAUUCAAAUCAAGGCACAGCUUCUCAUCCAGAGAUAUCUCAUCUUGAAAUACUUGAUGUAAAUAUUAGUAGCACCUCUAAAACCAAGGAAGAAUUUCAAUCUAAGAAUAAUAAAUUAUCAUCGUCUUCUGUAAAAGAUAAGGAAAUACUGUCAGAUACACCAAAGAAGAAAACUGAGACAAACCUGUUGGAUAAAGUUGAGCCAAAACUCUCAGAUAUGCCAAAGAUGGAAGAAACAAAUAUUUUUGCUGUUAUGAUGGCUAAUAGAAGAAAACAGAAUGAAAUUUUAAAGGAAUUAAACGAGAAAGAAAAUUUGAAUAAGGUUGACGAUAGGGGUGGUAAAAUUCUUGAUCAGAGUUCCAGCAAGCUGCAGGAAUGUAUUGAGAUUAUCAGCAAUAGUGAAGAUGAGUCUGAUUUAACUGAUGGAGAUAAGUCUUGUGGACUAGGGAUUGUAAUGCAUAACAAAGCGGCUGGCACUGACAGUUCUCAGUCCUUGAAAUUGUGGAAGAAUAAGGUGGUUAAGGGAAAUGAUGUAUUUAAAAUCAUGAUGGCAAAUCGUCAUAGGCUGGACAAACAACAGUCUCCUAUUAAAAAUGUUGUGGAAACUUGCGACCCAAUUUCAGAAGUUCACCCAAAAGGCCAAGCUCAAGAGAAACACAUUGUUCUUUCAGAAAUCAAUACUGGUAGUGACAAAGGGACUGGUUGUAUUAAAAAACGCAAGAGAGAGGAACUUGAUUCCUCUUUACAAGAUUUUGAUUUAACAGUGAAUAAAGGCAAAAAGAAAAGAAGAAAAUUGAGUAAGAAAUGUAAAGGCAUACCAAAUAAUUCAGAUAUUGGUAUUUCAGAAAAGGUACAUGUUGAGAGAGAGGGGGAGCCACAGCAUGGGGAGAUGGCGAACAAUAUUAUCAGGAAUAAAAGUUCUGCGGUGUCACAGUCAGGUUUUGAUGAGACAGAGAAGGAAAAAACAUCAUCAAACUGCAUAUCAGUUUCUUUUACAGACUUCAUGAAACAAGCCUUAGACAGAGAGAGAGUGAAGGAUUCAAAAAUAAAUAAAAGUGAAGAAAUAGUAGAAGUUGAUAGUGAAAAGCAAAGCAUGAAUGAGAGAACCAAAGGAACAUAUGGUAAAGAUGGAAAGGACAUUGGCCAUAUUGAUAAGAAUAUUACACAGUGUAACAAAAUAAGGAAAACAAAUUGUGACAUAGGGAAAAAUGUUUAUAUUAAUGACACAAGCAAAGUAGAUGCUGGGGGUACAGAUAUCAAGAAACCUCUUGGAAAAGUAGUAGAUAAUGGAGGGGCAGAUAUUAAGAAACCUGGGAAAUUGCUAGAUGAUGGGUGUGCAGAUGUCAAAUCUCCUGGGAAAUUACUAGAUGAUCUAGAUGAUCGAGUUGCAGAAGUCAAGAAACCCGGGAAAAGGACAAAACGCUUGAACUCAAACGAGUCUCAGAGGAAGAGGAAGAGAAAAAAAAUUAAUUGUAUAAUUGACUCUGAUGAUGGCUCAUGUGUUUCUGACAUGGCUGAAACACCUUGUGAUCAAAAUUUAAGUUCCAUAUCUGUUUUAAAAGGGGGUCCUUGUAGUCAGGAAGAGGAAGAUUGUUCCAAGAAAAAUGGCAUUCCACAGUUCUUUAAGAAAAUUAGUAAAGAAGAAAAAUCAGUGGAAAGAAGCAAGAAUGUUUUCACAGUCAAAGCAGAUGUACAUGCUCCUGACAGUGGUGUGGAGGCAAGGGUCAGUACAGAUAACAAAGGUCGUAAGAGUAAAAUAUGCGACAGGCAGGGUUAUAAUUCUACUAAUGUUAAUAAGGAGAAUAUGUCUGAGAGCCACAGCAAGGGAUGCAGUCGCAGGCUAAGCAAGAGAAUAAAGAGGAAUCAAGAAUUAGAAGAUUUGAAUAAGAUAGAAUUGCUGGAACAAAUUGUUGUCACAGCCUCGCCAAAGAAAAGUCAGGCCAAUUCAUUGAGACUCAUCAGUAGUAGUGAAGUUGAAGAACAUAAAACAAGUGAGGUGGAUGCUCUUGUGAAAAAAGAUAAAAGGUCACCAAUAUCCUCAGGCUGCAGUAGCAGUGACAUAAUACAAAUGGAAAGAAACACAACAAAGAAAGCAACUAAAUCAUUAAGAAAGGUUUUAAAAGCUUCUCAAGAUCAGAAUGCCGUUUAUAAAAAAGUUUUAAAUGAUGAAAAAGAGAGUUGCCUGGAAAUGGAAACUUCUGACGAAGAUCGGUUAAAAAUGGCUGUCCCUGUUUCAAAAGAAAAGUCUAAAGCAAGAAUACCCAGGAAAAAAAAUGAAGUACAAGAAAGUGUAAGUAUUGAGGACAAAGACAGUGAUAACAACACAACUGUUAGAAGAUCCUUGAGAAGGAGAUCAGAAUUGAAAGGAAAAAAAUCCUGUAAAAUAUCUGGGAAAAAUAACAAAGGUGAUAUUAACUCUAGCUGCUUGCCACCAGCAGAAUCCAUUUGUGACAUUAGCUCUGACUCACUUUUGGGAAGUGAUGGAGCAGAAGAACUAGGGUGUACAUCAACUCAAAUUACUGAAGAUGACAAAGAAAACAGGGUCAAAUAUACUUCUACGCUCGACCAGAAGCCUGGCAAACUUCGCUUAAAAAUAAGGAGGAUUAAACAUGCUUCACAACAUGUGAAAAAGAGAAGAUCAUUAAGUUUAAAGCAGAAUAACACAGUCGAGAACCAGGUACAAAAGAAAACCAAGAAGCUUCUGCAGAAAGCUAAGGGGACAAGAAAGGUCAUUGAACACCAGAAGAAAAAGAAAGCAUUUGUAGACCAUGCAUUGGAGUGUGUAGACAAGCAUGACAUCCUUGUUAACAUGGCUCUUACUAACAGUGAUGUGGUUAUAAUUAAUGAUACUUCAUCAUUUGUAGAUGACAAAAUUAAGUCUCCUAAGAAGACAAAAAAGAGGAAAUCAUCUCAGGUAUUGCUUAAGCCACUUCCAGCAGGCCAAGCAAGAAGAAAACUGGCACUGAAGAACAAAAAAGUAUUAUCUAAAAAGGCUCAGAAUACAGGUAAAAAGCUUGAAGAUGCUAAAGAGAAGGGUAAGAGAAGUCAGCGACCAUCUCGUCAAGCUGCCAUUGGUGCCAAGAAGGCGCUAGAUCAACAGAGGAAAAUAUUGGAGGCUGAGGAAGGAGAGAAGAAAAACAGGGCCAGUAGAAAAGAUGCUGUUACAAGAGAUACAAAGUUGGCACCCAUAUUCUGCAAGAAAUCGAAGUCACCAUGUGUCGAGGUAUUAAAGGUUGUGUUGUCUCCAUCUAAGCUCAAGGCUCGUCAAGACUUCUUACAGUCAGGUGUGCCAGAUGAGAUCAAGAAGCAGGUUUUUAUUGAGAAAAGUCAGGAAGAGGAGUUAAAUAACUGGCCUCCAUUCCCUGAAGUCAGUCAUGUUCAGCAGAAGACUGAUGAAGCUCUGUGGAAGCUUGACAUCCCAAAAAUUUGUUUACGAGGUACCAAACAAGAGGACUAUAAUCCUACUUUAUCAGUAGGGGAAAAGAUUUUCCCUUUUACUACCAGUCUGUCUAAGAAGACUAACAGCAGUUCAAGAGCAUCUCUACUUCACAUGCCAACACUGGACUUGAAUGAUAUUGCUUCACUUUUGGCAAAUAUGAAGAGCCAAAAUCCAAACUUUCCUGUCUACAAAGUUUUUAAAUCAUACUAUGAUAUGAAAAAAGAGGCUGUUGAAUUGUACAAAAAGGAGCUGGAGAAGGAGAGAAUGGAAGAACAUGACAUUGUCAUUUUAGAUGACGAUGAUGACACAAAGGUAAAGAAAAAACGCAAACGCAAAAACAAACCCGCAGUAUUGAGUAGAAGUAAACGAUCCAAGCUAGGAAAUACAAGAGAGCAAAGUGAUGAGACGGCAUGCAUGCAAACGGAGGCUAUUAUUCCGUUGUGGCACGAGAAAACUCCACAUUCAUGGACUCAAAUCUUUGCACCAAAAAAUGGCAAACAGGUCAUAGGAAACACAGAACAUGUGAGAAGGCUAAAGAUGUGGUUACAAGAAUGGAAAAGAAAAUGCCAGGCUUAUGCAAAUAAGGAGAAAAGCAAAAAGAUAAAAUCUUUCAGACAAGAUGAUAGCUUUGAGGAAUCGGAUGGGUCCAGUAGCUGGGACGAAGACGACUUUGUUAAUACAUACCUUCUCUGUGGACCUCCUGGUAUUGGCAAAACUGCAGCAGUGUAUGCCCUGGCAGCUGAACUGGGCUAUAAGGUGCUAGAGGUGAAUGCAUCUUCUCGCAGACCUGGGCGUCAAGUCAUGAGCCAGCUUGUCGAGGCUACGCAGUCUCACUCGGUAGCAAAUAAUUCAUCAUCUCAGCCUUCCAACACAUUAACGACAAUGCUUGCAGCCAAGAAUGGUGGUAGUGCAAGUAAAGCAACAUCUUUAUGCAUUAGAGAAGAGAGUCAAGAGUCUUCCAAAGAUUUUGAGAAGAGGAAAGACGUAUCUCUUGUUUUGUUCAAGGAUAUUGAUGUUGUGUUUGAAGAAUGGGAUGAUGGUUUCCUCUCUACUGUCAAUAACUUCAUGGCAACUAGUAAGAGGCCUAUUGUAUUGACAGUUAAUAAUGCUUCACCCAGUGUCUUCUCAAGAAUAAAGGGAACGUACGAUAAAAUGGAGUUCGUGUCACCAUCAGAAGAUUGUAUAGCUCAGCAUUUGCAGCUGGUGUGUUUGGCCAAUGGUUAUCACAUCUGCUCCAAAGACUUGGAGAGCCUCAUCAACACUAAUAAAGGUGAUAUUAGACAGUCCAUACUUGAUCUUCAACUGCUGGCCAAUUCAGGUUCCUCGCAUGAUCUCUGUGACUGUGGGAUGCAGCAGAUGGCAGACACAUCCAUCAGCUUGUGUGAGAACAACUUGGAAGACUGCAGAACACAUGAUUUGAGCCUAAAUGAUGUAUUUCCAGAAGAAACUAAUAUUAAACUAAAAGAUGUCAAGCUAUAUAAAGCUGGUGUGUGUGGCAAACUCCAAGCUACAUCAGCCUUUAAUGGUAUUAUGUCUGCUUUAAAGUUGGAUAAGCAACUUGUUGGUAGUGAUGGUUCUCAAACCAUAAAUGGAAAUAUAGCUUGGAGUCAAGUGGCAGAUAAUAUCAGCUAUAUACUUCCAUUCCCUCUAAAAAAGAAAGUUAACAAAGUACAAAGAUACCCUCUUUGCGCUAGUGAUCCACUGCUAAGGGUGACAAAUCUCUGGCAGCGCUGCAAUUGGUUAUCCAUAGACGAGGAUGAAGAUGAUUCGCAACCAGAUGUCAUUGAAGAGAAAGAGGAAGUUUUAGACAAAAUUGAAGUACCUCAGUCUGUCCAAAAUGCCUCAAAACUCUGUUUAAAUUCGAUGGCAAAUUUGUAUGAUACAUUUACUCAGUUAGAUAUUUUGAACUCUUCUCAGUGUUUAACUCGCCCUAAAGUACAAAUCAAGGAACAUGGCUGGUGGAUCCGACAGCCAACUGCAGGACUGAGUGACGAACAAGGGUGCUCUAGCCCACAUUGGGCACCGUUUGAGGUUCUCAACGACAUAACACAUGAAUUGGGACACAGGGCAUUGAUUCAGUGCAGUAGAGAAAUUAGCUCUGGCCUUAAAGAAGUAUCUCCAAGAGAUUGGCCACAACUCUGCCUGUCAAGUGAUUUCAAAUAUACAGUGCCAAGUCUUCCACCACAUUUGUCUCCAGAUGAUAGUGAAAGAAGCAGUCACUGGAACCUGAUGGGCAGCAUAGUAUCAAGUUUACCUCUCGUGAACCAACUGAAUAGAAGUAUAUCUUUGGAGUACUUGCCCACGCUCAGAAGUAUUUGUCGUCAUGAUGAGCUUGGUGUUGCUCUUAGUAAAAAGCGACGAGGGCGUCGUUUCCUAAGCCAGAUGGCACAGUUAGGGUUUGAUAUUUCAUUACCCGAUAAGCUAAAAAUGGCAAAUGCCAUGGUCACUUAAUUCGAAAUAAAUUAUGAUAUCUUAUGAAUUUAUUUAUGAUAUAUUUAUUGAAAAGGAUUAAUUAAAAUACAAAUUUAAAUUCUAUAUGCUGUAAAUAAAUAUAUAUAUGAUUCCUCUAUUCAAAGAAAAAUUAUUGUCUAAAUGCGUAUUGAAUAAAAUGAACAGGGGAUAGUAUCGUUUUCUUAUGCUGUAUCAUGAUUUUUUAAAUCCAAUUUAUGACAUUUAGAGUUGGCAAAAUUAUUUUGUUUAUAUAUAGAGUCAAAGAUAAAAGUUGUAUAUUCUGCAAUAAUGUCCCAUCAUGAGUGCUGUGUUGUACUAGAAAUUGACUUUAAGAAAUCUUAUUUCAAGAUAUAUAAACUGCAUAUGGAAGAUGCCUUGGAUACAAAGUCUUCUCCCGGUUUAAACUGCGCCUACCCAAGUGAUCCUGGGUAAUGUUUUGUUAGUGUUUUGGGAUUUAAUAACUUCACCAUAAUGUUAUGCAAGAAUUUUAUAUUAAGAUUUUUAAGACUUAAGUUUCUUCCUUAAAAUAUAAUCAUGUGUUUCAUCUUUAGAAACUUAUAAGGAAGACUGGGUGUAAUUGGCCUUUGAGAUAAACCUUGCAAGUUGUUUUUUGUAAGAAAAAUGGCUGUCAGUUUUUAAGCCAGUUCAAGUGACAUGUUUUGCCCCUAGGCACGUCCGUUCUUUAAUUUACUGUACCUGUAAUGUCAGUUUCUCUGUGUGUAUGAUUUUUCUUAGGCACUAGCAAUAUAAGUUAUAAUCAUGUACAUUUUUACCCAAGUUUUUCUUUAUUUUACUGUAGGACGGCCUUUGCAUAUCUAAGGUGCUGUGUCUGUUAAUGUCUUAAGAUCACCAACACUUGAUAUUUUCCAAGAGUUUGCGUGUAUUGCCUGAACAAAUGAAUGGGUUGUAUUAUUGUCAGUACUCCAUUUGCUGCCUUGAAGGAUUCUUAAGCAUUUGCUCAAAGAAGAUAAGGGAGUAAUACUGUAUGGGAUGAUGAGGUUUCCUUCUAGUGACACUUCAUUGUGGUCAUGUUAAUGUCCUGGUAGUCUCAGUACAGCUCUUAACACAACAUAAUGCUUCUUUUGCAUGUGGUUCUUUGUGUUUAGUGUCUCAAUUGUUUUCUUGUUUUAAUGCUUCUUUGUAUUUUCUCCUUUGUCAAAGCUACUUUUAUAUGUCCCAGUCUUAAUUUCUUUCACUGCUAAUUCUGUACAGCAUACUAACAAGAUUGGUUCCUCAGUGCUAAACAACUUGUAGAUAAAACAUGUUUCCAAAAUUUGUUUUUAUCUGGAUCAUUUAAUUUAACUGCACUAAAAUAAAUAUAUUAUACAUGUAUGUAUCAGG
Molecule: messenger RNA, 7868 nt
Organism: Procambarus clarkii (red swamp crayfish)
Lineage: Eukaryota; Metazoa; Arthropoda; Malacostraca; Decapoda; Cambaridae
Gene: elg1
Product: enhanced level of genomic instability 1
Cellular component (GO): nucleus
Molecular function (GO): ATP binding; ATP hydrolysis activity; DNA clamp unloader activity
Source: RefSeq, a predicted model, not a curated record